Gambusia affinis (western mosquitofish) is the source of this 11060-nucleotide messenger RNA. RefSeq names its product MTSS I-BAR domain containing 2b (gene mtss2b). The transcript is spliced from 16 exons. Gene Ontology annotation, molecular function: phospholipid binding; actin binding. Gene Ontology annotation, cellular component: actin cytoskeleton; cytoplasmic side of plasma membrane. Bases 671 to 3238 code for a protein of 855 amino acids. Gene Ontology annotation, biological process: cell projection assembly; plasma membrane organization. Lineage: Eukaryota; Metazoa; Chordata; Actinopteri; Cyprinodontiformes; Poeciliidae. The record is from RefSeq and is a predicted model, not a curated record.
UCCGCGCUCCGCUGAGCCCACCGCCUCUGCACCAAUCACAACGCGAACACAUUCUCAAAUACAUAACCACGAAUACACGCACGCACGCGCACUCUCUGUGACACAUCCCUCCAGUUCCCCACUGCGCUGCCUUCACAUGCGUCCCCGCCGACUCUCUGCGUAGCGCCGGCUGCGCCAAGAUGAGCGUGGUCUCCUCGGUACCAUCCGAACGGUACCAGCCCGCCGCCUGACCAAGCCGGAGCCACACCGAGGCGCAGAGGAAGAGGGAGGUACGCCGUCUCUCCUCUGUUAAAAAAAAUAAAUAAAAAAAAAAAAAAAUAGAAAGGAAAAAGGAGAAAGCCUAAAGGACACCGCGAGGCGCAACGCGUUUGUUGUUUCGGCAUCCUUCCUCACCCCCUCCUCCUCUUCCUCCGCUCCUCUCCUCCCCGCAGCCUCCGUUGUUACCGGUCAGUCGGUGUGAAGGUGAAGGAGAAACCCGGGGAUCCCUGCCCCGCGUUUUGGUGGAAUAACAUCUGUUCUUUUUUUAUUAGUUUUUUUUUUACUUUUUUGAAAGGGGGGGAGAGAAGGAUAUUUUUGUCCCCCCCCCUUUUUCUUUCUUUUUUUUUUUUCUCCCGCUGGGUGUUGGGAGCGAGCGCGCAGCUGCUGUGCGCCCGUUCAGAUUCACCCCCCAAUGGUGGAUUUGGCAAACAUGGAGACAGUGGAGAAGGAAUGCGGGGCCCUCGGGGGUCUAUUCCAGGCGAUAGUGAACGACAUGAAGUGCUCCUAUCCUGUGUGGGAGGACUUCAGUGCCAAGGCCACCAAGCUGCAUUCCCAGCUCCGAACCACUGUUCUGGCUGCUGUGGCCUUCCUGGAUGCCUUUCAGAAAGUGGCAGACAUGGCUACCAACACCAGAGGGGCGACCAGAGACAUCGGUUCGGCUCUUACCAGGAUGUGCAUGAGACAUCGCAGCAUCGAAGCCAAACUUCGCCAGUUCACGAAUGCUCUGAUGGAGAGUCUGAUCACUCCUCUCCAGGAUAAGAUAGAAGACUGGAAGAAGACCGCCAACCAGCUGGAUAAGGACCAUGCCAAAGAGUACAAGAGGUCACGCCACGAGAUCAAGAAGAAGUCAUCUGACACCAUCAAGCUGCAGAAGAAGGCUCGUAAAGAGAUUCAGGGGCGAGGCGACCUGCAGCCGCAGCUGGACAGCGCCAUGCAGGAUGUGACCGACAUGUGUCUGCUGAUGGAGGAGACGGAGAAGCAGGCGGUGCGCCGCGCCCUGGUGGAGGAGAGGGGGCGCUUCUGCACCUUCAUCGGCUUCCUUCAGCCUGUGGUGAACGGAGAGAUCGCCAUGCUGGGAGAGAUCACCCACCUCCAGGCCAUCAUCGACGACCUCACAGUGCUGACCACCGACCCCCACAAGCUGCCCCCUGCCAGCGAACAGGUGAUCAAGGAUCUGAAGGGCUCCGAUUACAGCUGGUCCUACCAGACCCCCCCGUCGUCCCCGAGCAGCUCUGGCUCACGCAAGAGCAGCAUGUGCAGCAGCGUCAACAGCGCCCACAGCAGCGCCUCCCGUUCGUCGGGGGGAGGUGCAGGUGUGGGUAGUGGUGGAGGAGGGUCCCAGCCACACUCACCUUCCUCCUCCUCCUCCUAUCGCUACCGCAGCAGCAUGCCUCAACAGCCUCCACCACCAGGGGGCAUUGCAGCCCACCGCCUCAGCAGUGUUUCCUCCCACGAUUCGGGCUUCGUGUCCCAAGAUGCUAACAUCUAUUCCAAGCCUCCCUCGCCAAUGCCCUCGGACAUCACCAGUCAGAAAUCUUCCAGCUCUGCAUCAUCAGAGGCUUCAGAAACAUGCCAGUCAGUCAGUGAAUGCAGCUCCCCCACCACUUUUGGCUCGUCCUUCGUUACCUUCCGCCCCGCUCUCUCUCACUCUGGCUCCACCAGGCCUCUCUCUGUCAUUCUUCCCGUUCCUGCGUCCCCACCCUAUAUCCGCCCCUCUGGAUCCAGCUCCUCCUCUCCCACAUCAAAGGUUCCCAUGUGGAAGGACUGGUCCAAAGCAGGUCAGUACGAGCAGCCUGCGGCCGCCGCUCCAGUCCAGAGGAGAAAGGAGGCGGUGGAUAGGCUGAGAGAGAGCGAGGGCUCGCCGGGUUCCCAUGGAUACGCCGCAGCAGCACACCCAGAAGAGGGCCAGAGGCCCCGGAUGACACCUGCUAGCAUCGCUGCUAAGCACGGCGAGGAGGUUUCCCCGGCAGCCAGUGACCUGGCCAUGGUGCUGACCCGAGGCCUGAGCGUGGAGCAGCAGAAGAGCAGCCGGGACUCCCUGCAGUACUCCAGCGGCUACAGCACGGAGACCACAACCCCGUCCUGCUCCGAGGACACCAUCCCUUCACAAGGUUCAGAUUACGACUGCUACUCCGUAAACGGAGACACUGAAGGCCCGGAUGGACAGGCAGAGUUUGACAAGUCUUCUACAAUUCCUCGCCAUUCCAACAUUGCCCAGAACUACAGGCGCAUGAUCCAGACCAAAAGGCCAGCCAGUACAGCUGGUCUGCCCAGUGGGGUCCUUGGUCCAGGAGUUCAUGGGAUACCAGGACAGCCAGGUGGCGCUGGUGGAGGAGGAGGAUCAGGGACUCCGGGCACCGCUACUAUCCGUCGAACCCCAUCGACCAAACCGGGGGUGCGGCGUACACUGUCCAGUGCGGGGCCCAUCCCUAUCCGACCACCCAUUGUGCCUGUCAAAACACCCACUGUUCCCGCAGACUCACAUUCACCUGGUGCAGGUGGCUACGCGGGCGGAGGGCAAGCAGGCAGCGUUCCCGUCAGAGUGGGAAGUGAAGAGUGUGUGUUCUUCACCGGGGCCGAGGAUGGCCAAGGAGGGCUCGAUUAUGUGAAGGCAUCACCGAAGCGCCUCAGCCUGCCCAACACCGCCUGGGGCUCCGGGGCAGCGCUGGAGGUCUAUGCCCAGCAGCACUGCAUGGCGUCGGGCUCAGCAGCCGGGUCAGAGGAGGAGCAGAUGAUCGCGGCCAACCGGCACAGCUUGGUGGAGAAGAUCGGAGAGUUGGUAGCGAGCGCGCACGCCCUCGGCGAGGGUCAGUUCCCUUUCCCCGCUCUCCCAGAUGACCCGACCCCAACGCCAGGUGGCCCGAGCGAAACUCAGACGGAAGGGGCCGAGGGGUCCGGCGACAUGCUGACCACGAUCAGAAGAGGAGUUCGCCUUCGCAAAACGGUCUCCAACGACCGCUCAGCUCCCCGUAUAUUGUGAUCAGUGGAGAAAUGCGAAGGGUCGUCAGUCAAUAGGUCAGAUGUUGGCGUGGUAGAACCCAACCACCUAGUGAGUACAUGAAAACAUAACCAUGUUGGAAAAGCUAUCACAUAACAGUGGAUGAAUAGAAACGGAAAAAAAAUCCAUACAGAAAAUGUUUAAAGACACCUUUAGAGUAAAUGAUAUACAGUCUAAUAUAACGAUAACAUAAGUAACCAUAACGAUGCUGACGAGUACAAGUGAAAUACUUCAUGUUGACCUAGCAGGCCGCUAUAACUAUUGUGUGUUGGACGCAUGUUUGUCUUCUAUACGCCGUCAGACAGGGACGGAGAGACUCAUAGGAAAAGUGAUUUUGAAAAUAAAUGGAGGCAAAGAAAGAAGAGCGCUGGGUUCUGUUCUGUUUGCCACCGAACCCGUCUCCCUGUCCUGUUGUCCGACUAACCCAGCUGACCGAUCCAACUUGAAAGACUGACGGAAGGGGGCUGAUGAGGACCAGAGAGAGACAGAGAGGUGGGGGACUCAGAUCGCCUCGCGAACAGCUUCAACUGAAGCCAGGUCGUCUAGGCAAUGACACGCUGUGCCGAAAAGGCCGUCGAACUGCUUGGCACGAGUACGGGGAGCUAACAAACCAGAGGGCCACUCUGGUUCACGCUUAAUGUAAAAAAAAAAAAAACGCCGUUGGCAUUGAGCCGUACUUGUUGCCCCUUCCCCUCUCUUCUCUCUCUCUCUCUCUUUUUCUGCGUACAUUCGUAUGCAUCUUGGAAAAUGUAAAAUGGAGCGCGUGGGUACAUGUGGUUGAUUGUGUGUGUGUGUGUGAGAGAGGGGAUGGGUAGAGCUCUGCUGCGGGACAGCCGGUUACCCAACGAGGGCAGGGCUUUUUUCUUUAUUUUUUUCUUUUUCUGCUGUGUCGUGUGUGUAUUUUCUCGUUUAUAUCGUGACGUCGUUUACCUUGUUACCGCUGUACGGGAAGUUCCAAGACCUGUUCCAGGCCUAUAGAUAUAUUCAUAUAUAUUUUCUAGAAGCAGAGAGAAAAAAAAAACAAAACAAACAAACAAACAAAAAAAACAAACAAAAAAACGUGAAAUCAGAAAUGGAGCAAUAAAUGUGAUUUAUUUUCUCGUUUUGAGGAAGCGGUUGGAUUCGGAGGAUUGCAGAUUCUCCUUUGUCCCAUUCAGGCAAUCAUCAGGAAUGCUAAAUUACACAUCGACUGUGAAUUCAUGGGUUUUUCAUGCGCCUCUCUCUCUCUCUUUCUCUCUCUCUCUGUCCCAGUUUCUUUCUAUUAAAUCAAGUGGAUUACAAAAAAUUUGAAAACAGAAAAACUGUAAGCACUUUGAUGAGAGUAGAGUCUGUACAAUAGCCAGUAGAUGUUGCUGUAGUCAUGCUGUAUGUGUGGAAGGGUGCUGGAGGGGGAAGAGGAGUGAAAGCAGUGACUGUGUCCUAAGGAGAUGAUUUAAUACAUUAAAGUAGAAGAAGGCAGUGAGAGGUAAAGAGGAUGUGAAGAAGACUGCUGGCACUGGAGUGAUUGGAUAAAUGAGAAAAUGUAUGAAUAUUUUCUGAAGAUGGAUCAGGUUUUAAGGCGGGAGGCGGGAUGGGAAUGACAUUGAACGGGUAUUUUAAGGAUUGAAGACAUACUGGGGGGGAAUACAAUGUUUUGCUUAGUGAGAUGUUUUUUUUUUUUUUUUUUUUUGGAAAUAUGUUUUUAGGCCUAAAACAUUUUUUAAAGAUAAUUUUUAAAAAUCCGUUUAGUUUUUUUUUUUUUUUUGUCUUUUACCUUAAAACUAGAUGUAAAUCAGACGACUUUUAAAAUGGAAAAAUACAUUUCGAAACUGUAAAGCACAUCGAGUGGAACAAUUAAAGCACCAUCUCAGGAAAGGCACGUCACUUUAUGUUUUUCUUUUGAGCGCAAGUAAAGAGAAAUAGCCAAACCUGAUUGUAAUUGGGUGGAAAUAAAACCUGGAAAAAGUUAAACAAGAGAGACAUUCAAAAUUCGGUUGGUCUCAUGAUACUGACACCACAGAGAAGCUGCAGGACCUGAUCUCCAGAAUGCUGACGGUUUUCCAUGAGCUCGCAAACACAACACAAAAAUAUCAGCUUUUUGAAAAACUCUGUAUGAUUUUUAAUACCAGCCCUAUCUUAAAACAGAACGUCCCUCGAUGCUAAACACUGCAGUGUAAUUACACAGUAACUCUUAGAAACGGCAUUAGCCUUUGCUACUGUGUUGGUGUAGUGCUGUAGUGGUAGCGAAACUACAGUUUAUGAUUAGUGCGUAGGGCUAGUGUUCCUAGCCAUGCUCACAACUGUCUGUCACAUUUCCUAUCAGAAGAAAACUUUUGGUUAAAUAACAAAAAAAAAAAAGAUCUAAAUUAAACAGGGGGGUUUAAACAGUUGACUUUUGGGGUCAAUUGUAAUGAAUGAGCCUUUUAUCGAAGCUAAAGUAUUGAAAAACUAUUUACUUUGCUAUUUUUUAGAAUUAAGAGUGCAAGAAAGUUGGCCAAAAUAUGUUUCAGAUGAGACAUGAGAACGUGUUCGCAUUGAGGUGCUCUCAUAUACAUUCUCAGUGCUCAAUGGAAAAGAACAAACGUAAAGAAAGAAAAAAAGCGAACAAGCAAGGCACCCAGCACAGUUCAGCUUAGUUUUGUGCCAAUCCUUAGGUUAAGCUCAGGACAAACAUUAUGAAAGAUUGAUCUUUUAGAUCUGAGAUUAGGUGGAGCCUGUAUGGGAGGAUACGGACGAGUCUGUUAAAGUUGACAGGAAGAGGGAAAGAUGUGUGGAAUGAGCGUUUCACUGCCUGCUCAUACGGUACGUAUGUAACUGUAUGUGCUGUACUUCUCAAAGAGAAUCCGGUGCACAGGUCUGGUGUAAAGGGUUGUUAGAAAAUAUCUCAUUAGCUUAAAUAAAAAUAAUAAUUAUAAUUUGUUUUUGUCUUCUACUGUUACUGUUGGAAUACUAGAUCUUGCUUUAAUUAUUGUAAAAAUAGGAGGCGAAAAGUCCAGUUGUAACACAAACUAACUGAGGUGUGUGACAUGUGGAUGUAAGGCGCUGAGAAUGAGUGUGUGUUUGGAUGUGUCAAUGACUGGCUGUUGAUCUCUAGGCUAAUAAACUUUUCAUCACCAUGUCUGUACAUGUCUCCAGCAGUGAUCUGAACAUAAGCAUUAAUAUGAGCACUCAUUUAUUUUUUAUCCUACGCAUUCAUUAGGUUCCUUUGCAUUUUUGAAAUUAACAUCAAAUAAUGCUUCCAGGAGGGGUUUUUUUUCUUUCUCCCUAUUGCUUUAAUUUUAAUGUCUUUGUCACAGUAUGGGUGUUUUUAUCUCACUUUGCUGCUAUGAGGCAACUAAAUGAAAGAACGAAGUCAAGAGCAGAUUGGUUCCAUAUACACAAAAUCAUUUUAGGCAAAAAUAUGUUGGUCUUUUUCUGUCUUUAGAUUAUCUGUCGCUACACAUCUAGAUGUUUAUGAUGGAUUUACUGCAGAGAUAAAAGCAACAUCAGUCCCAGAGCUUCAGAGUUAAACUUCAAUAAGUACCCAGUGGAAAUCAGAGGCCAGCAAUUUAAGUUCCGUCUACCUGAAUUUCCUUUUACAAUGUGGGUUUGAUCCAUUAAAACCCCACAGUUUUAAUGAUGAUUACCCUCUUACAGGGUAAUCAUCAUUACCCUCUUAAAGUUCUUCCACAGUGUAUAGUUUUGAUUUGAACAUUUCUUAAAGCUCCUGCAAUAUCUGCUAAAUGUUUCCACCUGUCGUUCUUUGAAGGGUUAUUUUUAAAACCAUUGGGGGGGGAAGGAAUCCACAAAAAAAUAAAAUAAAAUAAAGUGUUACGUAAUUUGUUAGCUUUUUACGAACUUAAAAAUAACUCAUUCGCAAAACUGUUUAGAUUUUAUUUUUCACAAGGAUCUGGUUUAACAAGAGGAGCACUCACUUUUCCCCUGAAAUACUAAAUGAGGCAAAUUUUACAGCUGUUCUUUUUUUUUCUCCACCUAAUUGACACAUUAGUGCUCCAAAUAAUCUGAAAAAUAAAAUUUAAAGUAGAGCUGAAUUCAGUAGGCUGUGCCCUGUUUAACAACCCUUUAGUUUAGCCCUGAAAGAAGAAAGCGUUGUUAGCGGCUAAUGGUUAACCAGUGUUGGUAUACUUGCAGCGCUAGCAAAACAUUUAUAUACUGUCCGUGAAGGACUAAUAAACAACCUCAGUUCCAAUAAAAAUUACUAAUAUGUUUCAGAAGGAACUGAUGCCACUUUACAAUCGAUUGAACUCUCAGAAUAAUAAUUUCAGAAAACACAAAAACACACUGAAAUUCAAUGGACUAGUGGGAUGGAGUAAGCUAGCCUAACUUCAUGCAGCUUCACCACAUCUGGCACAACAGGGAGGUUCCAGUUCAGCCCGCUUCCAUUAUUAGAACGGAAAUGUUUCAUUACUAUUUUCCUGAUCCAAUGAGUGUAAAAUAAUUAGAGCAGGAGAUUUAACAUCUAAGAUUUCUUGACCUGCUAAAGCUUGUUUGGGGAAUUCACUGGCUUUUGUCUUUCCCUUGUGGCUAAUUUAUGCCUCUCCCCCGAUCAGAUUUUGCUCGCAGGCUGACUUAAUCUGUCACCUUUUCUCUAGUGGUUUCUUUUUUUUUCUUUGAAUUAUCCAAAAUGCUAUCAGAAAUUAUUUAAAAGUAGUGGGGUGCUUAUAUAACCAAGUGGUCAACCCAACCAGGUUUGGGGUUUUUUCCCCACUCUGUCAAACACAAUACAGCUCAAGAACUACUUCCUUUAUUGCUUCAAAUUAAAAGUGUCAAACAAAAUAGAACGCUCAUUUUACAUAAAAAUAAAAUAAGCCUACUUAUCCAGAUGUGGUUAACUGGAUAAUGUUUACACAGCCAGACUUUGAUGACAGACAUGUUGGUGUAAUAUCACAGGUUCUUAUUCCACAAGAUCUAAAUCCACCCCUACCAGAAAGGAAUCCAAGGAAAUUCAGUUUUACUUUGAUGGAUUAUUUUGUGCUGAACUGCCUGUGUCAACAUGCUGAAUUGAUUUUUGCUCCAGUUUUGUCAUUUUCUGAGUCGCUAUGUAAAUAACAGCAAGCCAACCAGAAGACGAGCAAAGCCGCAGCGUGUUUGUACAUAGGAGGGAAAAUAAAGGAAUAUUGUGCCAACAUGCAUGCUCCCACAUGGCCUCAUACACCCAGCCUACACUCUCAAAUUGCUCUUAGCACUCUUUGGCAAGCUAAAGCAGGCAGAUAUGUUUCUUUUUUGCCAUGUUGAGGUCUUUCAUCCUGUAACCUCUCACUAUUUCCUGGGCCCUCGUCUCCUUCCAUACAUCGGUACACCUGGAGAUGCUGCGCAGCAGACAAGUUAAAAAACCAAAAACCAAACAGUGCUUGUCACGGUGGUGGAUGGGAGCCCCAAAACACAGUGGUUGGUCUCUCUGUGCCUCUCAGUCUAUUAAAGCUAAUGAAAAAUAAUUCUGAUGAAGUCUUAAUUUCCACCUACGUCCGCUGCGGAUACUCGCUCUGUGCUCAGUUUAUUAUUCAUUCAUUCCCAAUCCCCUCUAUAUCUAUUAACUUCCUGUUGGUUUGCAUGUGUGCACAGGUGCAAAUUGUGAGCCUGUGCUGCAGUGGCUAACGCGUCCUGGGUGGGCUGUUGUAUGAGUUGGAAUUGCUAACGGGGGUAAACGUCUCCCUGGUGGAUGUGCUAAAGGGAGCCGUUUUCCAGGCAAGCAGAUGGACGCCUAACGCUCCAUCUCUAUGCUAGAUUACAUUUUAAUUAAUUUCGAUCAGGUUUUUUGAGAUGUUUCUUGGCAGCAGAUCAAAAGCAACUUAAUGUAAUUUUUUUUUAUUGUUUUUUUUUUUGUUUGUUUUUUUUUCCCCAGUGAGCUUCCAUGCUAAAAACUCAGAAGUGCAAGCAGCAACGCAUGCUGCUAAACUCUGAGAAGCCUUAACGUCAACAUGCGUUAAAAUAUCUGUUUUUGACGGAUAAUUUGUCAUUUUUAAUUAAUUAAAUUACAUUUCGCAAUCACUGGGUUAACCACCACUGGUUUUAGUUUACUUCACAUGUUGGCAUGGAAACUUUAAAUCGAUCUCCAACCAAAUCCAGCACUGAAACAUCCUGCAGGACUUAAAGUGAAUUGUUUAAUUUCAUUGAUCCUGGCCGCUAUAAAUACCUGCAAAUGAGAAAAACGGUCGCUCUCCCAAAACGUUCGAGUGAUGAAAGAAAUGACUUCUAUCUGCCUCGUCCACGUGUUGAAAGAGAGACUGCUGCUAUAAGACCAUGGGACACCCAAAACGUAAUUUAAAAAAAAACCAAACUGCUACUUUGAUAACUAUGAUAUAUUUAGGUUUGCCCUGAUCUCCUACAUGUGGUUCCUACCUAACGACCUAACGAGGGUAGAGUUGCCCCAUAAUCCCAAAACAAAUCAAGUUUGGUCAGGCCUCUGAUCUGAUUUCAUCUGGUCUGAUCUGAAAUAAUUCCUGGAGAAAAAAAAAAAAAAAAAAAUUAUUCUUCCUUUAUGUCUCUUAUUUAACAUAUUUGCAGCCACAACUGCUUCACAAUAGUAUUGUUUAAAUAAGAGAAAACCAUUGUUGUGAGGGUUAAUGAACACACUGCAGAGCGCCUGGUCCUGUGCUGUUGCAGCUCCUCUUGUUGUACAGCUCUAGCGUUUCUGAUUACACCCUGCGUUCUUCAUCCAGUGUUUUCCCCGUAGACCCUCCUGAACUGAAGCAGAUUUCAUUAGAUUUUUCUAGAUUAAGGCUACAGUAGCUGAGAUUUGUCAUUAUAUUAACACUUUCCUCCUCCCUCAUGGAAUCAGAGACUUUUCGGUUGCUGAAAGAUUUCCGCUGUGAGGAACUCAACUGCAAAAGAUCUGGCGGGACAACAUUUGUGUCUGAUCAUUUGUGGGUUUCAUGAAUACACAAACGUGUGGAAAAGGACAUUUUGAAGCGAUGCUGCUCAUUACGUGACUUUGUGAUCCGAGUGAGACUAAAAGAAGCAUCAUGAAAUUGUUGGACACUUCCUGCUUCUUAAGCCAUCUGCCUAAGCUAUAUAAAUGCUGUGUGCGUAUGCGUGUGUGUGUGAGAGAGAAAGAGUUUUUGUGCGCCACAAGGACACGUGGUUAAAACCCCUACUGUUCUUCCUUUCCACUUCCCACACACAAUCUGUCAAUCCUUCUUGAAGUUCCACACUCAACAAACCCAAGACACAUCUACAGACACACACACACACACACACACACACCGCUAGACACUCAUUUGAAGUGAACAUGACAAAGGUAGAUCCUCAGUGGCCGCAUAAGGGUUCACUGAUGUCCUCUAGGGGGCUCAUGAUGUAACGCUCUGCAAGUUCCCAUCAAACAUCCACAACCAAGUAGCCAAAUGGGCCUCCAGGUGCCACUGUCGCUGUAACUAAAGUGAAUGUCUUACUGUCUUUACUCAACGUCUCAGUAGUCACUCUUGCUCUCUUGUUUCUUCUUGAAAGAUAAGAAGAUCUGAACUCUUUAGAGAAAUCUGCGCCCAAGUCGCCAUGGAGACAUUUUCUACGGGGGCCGCUUAGUUCACGCUGAACACUGUGACCCGAGUGAAAACCUGCUUACUCGAUGUUUCCACCCGAUCAUUUAACCUCCUUCUUACCCUCCAGUAGUCGCUGUGGUUUUGUCUCCCUGCGUUUCCUCUGAUGUUCCUUUUAAUUUAUUGUUCAUUGAUUUCUAAGGUUGUUUUUCUCUUUGUCACUGAUAUAACCUUUUUUUUUUUUCUGUCUUCCUUUUUUUGUAAAAGUGACCCUUUUUCUGUUCAGUCACUGCUAAUGUAACAAAAUGCACUGUGAUGAUUCCAGUAUUAAUAAAAGUUGUACUUUAACUGUG